CCCAGCGAAACCCCCCAAAAAGAUAUUAUCAUAUCAUCACACUUCCCACCAAAUCAUCCCAACUCCACUCAUCUCUAUACAGUAGUCUGUAAGACAUUUUGCAAUUCCAACAAGUUGCUUCUUGCAAUACUAGAUGCUGCACAUAUCUCAUUCCCCUAAAACUAAUUCUUGCUUCGUUUCUAUACAAAUACAAUAACACAAGAAUCUCACUCUCGUAAGAGAGGAAAAACAAAUGAUUAACGUCGAACACUCAUCUAGCCUGCCAGGUUCGCCUGAUGCAGCACCACUUCAGCCUAUAUCCCCCGACCGAAUUAAUCAGCAGCGCGACGCUUCUAUGUUCUCUUCCAUACGAACCGAACAACUUCGUGACAGUGACGUACACGAUAAGAUCCGCCAGUUUAACAACAUGACGCAUACCAAUCCUGGCGCGGCAUCCAUGUCGAGGCAACUCGAACGAAAAACAGCUGACGCCGCCCUAAAGAGAGCAAUGCUCGGACGAGAAGAAGCAGAGUCCGAAAUGCGCCGUUAUAGAGAAGAAGCGCGCGUACUACGUCGGCACGUCGAAGAAAGUCGAGGUAGAGAGCGCAAAGUAGGCGAAAGACUUGAGGAUGUAAUGGAAAAAUACGGACAAGCCAAAGAAACACUUCAACAUAGCAAAGCAAUAUGGGAGAAGGAAAUCCGGCAGGCGCGUAAGGAAGUUUUCAAGACACAAUCAUCCAUCGUCAAACUACAAGAAGAACUUAAAUCCGUACGAGCCGCCUCGAAAUCUACCGAAGAGUCCUUAGCAAGAGAGAAGGAACUUAGUAAAGCUAGAGAACAAGAGGCGUUCGCGUCGCGCUAUCAAUUAGUUGAGGUGCAACAACAAUUAGAGAAGGCUCUCGAGCGCAUUGCGUUUGUCGAACGAGAACGUGAUGCAUAUAAAGCCGCCGCUCAGAGCGAGGAGAUUGCGAGAAUCGCCGCUGAGGGUCGCCUACCACUACCACCUGAGGAGCCCGACACCGAAUUUGCGUCGCCUAAGAAAGAUGGACGAGUCUCCCUGUCGACUGUCGAUAUUCUAUCUUCUGCCGCAAGCGAGAACGAGAUUGAAGAAUUGACGCGUCUAUGGCAAUGGGAGAAGCAAAGGGCUGAUCGCACCCAAGAGCAGCUCGACUUUAUGCAAGCUGAAUGCGAACUUCGAUUCUGUCGUGGGGCAAGAACUCGCGCACGAAGAAGUACCAGGCUGUCGGGUCGUCAAGAGCGACUCGCCCCGGUUACGAUCGUGGAUCCAGCAGACCGCCUUAUCCUAGGCCGGAAGUCCCAGUCUUCGGAGCUCCCUACCGUCGCAGAGCCAAAACACGAGGAGCAGCACGGAGAGCAACAAGAGCAAGAGAAACAGGAACCUCCACAAAUCGAAGAGACUCCUCCGCCGGUAGAGGAAGUUGAAGAAGUUGUGCAGAAGGAGGAGCCAAAGGAGCGCAAGGAACCCAGACGUAGCACGAUCUUCGUUCCCUCCGAAGGUAUCUUCCGAACUCUUUCCCAACAAGACCUUCGAGCGGCGAACAAAUCCGAUGAAUCCGCCUCCGAGCCGCCUACCCCGGUAGAUCCUCAACCAAACCCACCCUAUUAUUCCCGAACGCCUUCUGUCGAUCCCCCCACGUUCGCACUAUUAGCACAAGAACGUACCUCACUACUCUCCCUUCUCAACGCACCUCGCGAGAGUGAAUCUCAUUGCACAGUCAUAAAUAUCCCGACCACAUCUGCAGAAGCCGCUUCUGAAGCCCCUUCUGAUCAAGAGGACGAAGACGUUGAGUACGAUAGGGAAGAGACCGUCCGCCCAGAAACAAGAGCGGAAGUGGAAAGGGAAGAACUCAAUGACGAAUCACGACCACACACCUCAGCUGCAUUCUACGCAGUAACAACGACGACAACGAUGGUGCCCGUCCGAGAUGAUAAAAGAACUAGCGCGAACCGCCAGCCCCCGUCAUUCGACAUUAACAACCCAGCGCUGACCCCCACGAUGACGCGCGAACAGGCUCUAGCGCAGAUCAAGGAGCGCCGCGGUAGAGCUAGAAGCGCUGCACAGGGUCAGGCUACGCCUAGACGGCAGAUGGUAACCGGUGUGGGUGAUAGGAGAGAUGUUAGCGCACCGGCAGUUAGGGCUGCUAAGGGGCGCUCUGCAUGAGGAGGUUCAGGUUCACUUGCUUACUUACCUACUUGCUUUCCUCGAUACCCCACCUGCUUCUAAUUGAGUUGGAGUUGGAUAGCCUCAAGUGAGAUAUCGAAUGAAAUAAAUCGCAGGAUACCCAGCUUACCGAGCGGCGUCUCGAUAUCAAUAUUUCUAAGUGCAAUGGCAAUGCGAGGCGUUCAGUGGCUAUCAGAAUCUUCAAAACUGCAUUUCCAUCGGCGUUUUUUUAAUGUUUAUAUUGCCCUCUUUCCUACGGGAUGGGGUGGCGAGGGGGAGUUCGGAAUGAUAUGAUAUGAACUGAAGGCGUUGGAUUUGUCUACUCCUCACUACCCCCUUUUUCUGCGCUUUUAGAGAUCCUUCGCUCAGCCCUGCCCUCACACAAUCACACUCUUGGUGUUUUAAUGCUAUGGUUACGAUGAAGAUGAUGAAUAGGGGAUGGAUGGAGUUGGGGCUAAUUUACUACGUACGUAGUUUGUUUAUAGGCGGUUAAUGGAAGAUUCUUAUUACUU
Molecule: messenger RNA, 2673 nt
Organism: Hypoxylon trugodes
Lineage: Eukaryota; Fungi; Ascomycota; Sordariomycetes; Xylariales; Hypoxylaceae
Exons: 2
Coding region: 233-2161 (642 amino acids)
Source: RefSeq, a predicted model, not a curated record